AAAAAAUAAAUAAUCUACACAAUAAUGGCAAAUUUACGUGGUCUAUGGGAUAAAUUCGUAUAUAAAUUCUUUCAAUUUGCUCCCAGUAUUGUAGUGUGCCUAAGUUUCUUACCAUGUGGCCUGGUAUUUGGUUAUACGAUAUCUUCCUUUGUUGCUGAACGAAAUGUGGAUAGUGGCGUCAUUGUCUAUGGCCCCUUGAUAUUGGGCGCCUGCUGGGGCUUUGUAGCUGCCUUGGCGAUGUUCGCUCUAAAAUUUAUGCGUUCCCGCAUUGUUUUCUGGCAUAUGUAUAUUCUGUUGGCGGCGGGUGUAUUCCAUUUGAUAUCGAGCUGUUUCUAUUUUGCCGAUGAUUUUGAUAAUAUCGGUGCCUUCAUCUCAUAUCUGGGUCAUAGUUUGACAUUUUUGGCUGGCCUCAGUUUUCUGCAUAGCAUCCUGAGCAAAGGUAGUCGAGCACUGUUUAUGGCAAUCGCCUUCGGUUUCUAUAUACUCGGUAUGGCAUCAGCUGUUAGUCUGAUUGGCACUUCGUACACCAAGAAUACCAUGGAAAAUACUAAUGGUACACCCGAAGAGCUAACCCAUGGAAUAUAUGUGGAUUUUGCUGGAGUAUAUUUGUCCAUAUCAAUUGUUGUGCUGGCCCUGCUAAUCGGUAUUGUUGUACUCAACUAUUUUGGACAUACCGAUUUUGAAAACAGUUUGGAUAAUGAUUUACGUAUUGCCAAUUCAAAUGGUUCGAUUUUCGAUAAACGUGAUGAGAUUAUAAAAAGGAUUGAAUUCUUUUAUGUUACCAAAAAUCAACAAUGGAAUGUAACUCUCCUACUCAUCUUUACCGAGGCCAUACAAUAUUCUCUGUUUAUAUAUUUCGCCUUUUGGUUCUCCCUUAACUCCGCCAUGCGGGUCACUGAUAUUAUGAACAUAGAUGUAAUGUAUUGGGUGAUAUAUGCAGGCAGUGUCCUAGUCCUUAUCCCAUUGAUUUGGGUCUCAGUGAAGGUGACAUUUGUUGCCAAUCAAUUAUGCCUCAUCGUUUUGACCAUAUUGAGCAUGAUCAUUUGCAAUUCCGUUAAGACCACUGUACCAUUUUGGUUGGUAUUAUUUUUCUUUGGUAUGUCAUAUUCGAAUUUGCAAAUACUCCUAGUUGAAGUGGCCCAUUUCCGUUAUUUGGAAUUGUUGAUAUACGUUUCAUAUCUUUUGAAACUGUUAGCCACAUCGGUGGUCUAUUAUUAUUUUGUUGCAAAUGCCAAAAAUUCAUAUUUCUAUUCGACAGAUAUUAGUACCCUAAUGUCUCAGGGUUUUGUUUUCAUUAUAAUUGGUAGUUUAUUGGCCUUGGUGGUGGGCAUGAAAGUGCCACGUACCCAUCGUACAUCUCUGUUUGAGAUACAAUAUGGUCUGUUGGGUAUUAUUUUCCAAAAACAUCAAAUUGAACAAUUAAAUGUUAGAUGUUUAAAUGAUGGUACAAUACCAACAAUAACACGACAGGAAUAUUAAGAGAAUU
This is a messenger RNA of Musca vetustissima, 1486 nucleotides long. RefSeq lists its product as uncharacterized. NCBI's taxonomy places the organism in Eukaryota, Metazoa, Arthropoda, Insecta, Diptera, Muscidae. The record is from RefSeq and is a predicted model, not a curated record. The coding region runs from base 25 to 1479 and encodes 484 amino acids. The transcript has 3 exons.